This is a messenger RNA of Cuscuta epithymum, 2693 nucleotides long. The record is from the annotation of a GenBank genome assembly. Lineage: Eukaryota; Viridiplantae; Streptophyta; Magnoliopsida; Solanales; Convolvulaceae.
GUUAUGGAUCAAUGCAAUUCAUUCGGGUUGGAAUAAGUUGGAUGAUUGAGUUGUACACUUGUACUCCAGCGUAUAUCAUCAACCCGAAAUGUCAUGCCAAAAAAGAACCUUGAACACCGCGAGAUCUGUCAUUCGAAUACCGUGAUCCGAAGUGAUCAAUGAUUGCACAUGGAUCAUUUUUCCGCCAUCUCCAUUCGUUGCUCAAAUCUGGUGAAAAAGUUGAUGUUACUGUACUGUAAUUCGUGAAGGUUGUUUCAGACAAAGGAGUUGGGGGCGAAAGAUGCCAAGCGUCGGUGUGAAGCUUUAUAGUGUAUUCUUCAAAUUCAUGCUGAAGCAUCGGUUGCAGAAUCGAAUUCAAAACCAGGUUACAGACGGACCCGAUGGCAGCCGCACCGCCGCAUUUGGAGUCACUUCUCGGCCAGAGGAAGAGUCCAUCGCCGCCGCUAGUCCCGUCUUUACGGAUGGAGUGGCCACAAAAGAUAUACACAUUGAUCCGUUAACUUCUCUGUCCAUUCGAAUCUUCCUUCCCCAAACCUGCCUUGAUUUCCCUGAUUCCGAUUUCAGACUUCAAGCUAAAUCCAAGGUUAGGGUUACCGUGAGCAAGUCAGAGUCCGUUCCCGGAUCCGAUCCCAAUCAAACACUUAUUCGCCGAAGUAGCUACGGCUCUCCGGCCACUAACAAUAGAUCCAUUUCUCGAACGGAGAGUGUUAAUCAGAGUUUUAAUUACAAUAAUCACCCGAGAAGUAGUCACGGAUGCAGUGCAGAUGAUCUCAGUUUGGCAUCCACUAACGGGGUUUACAGAGGCUACUCACCUGCCAGUAAAAACUGCCGGAAGUUGCCGGUGAUAUUGCAAUUCCACGGCGGCGGUUUUGUGACGGGAAGCAAGGAUACUGUGGCGAACGAUAUCUUCUGUAGAAGGAUCGCCAAGCUGUGUGAUGUGAUUGUGUUGGCCGUUGGGUACAGGUUAGCUCCAGAGAAUCGAUUUCCUGCAGCUUUCGAAGAUGGGUUGAAGGUGCUGCAUUGGGUAGCUAAGCAAGCUAAUUUGGCUGAAUGUUGUAAGUCCUCAUUGGGAAGCAAGCAAAUUGCAGAUGCCUUUGGAGCAUCAAUGGUGGAGCCUUGGAUGGCUGCUCACGGAGAUCCGUCAAGAUGUGUACUCCUUGGAGUGAGCUGUGGGGGUAAUAUUGCUGAUCAUGUGGCACGGAAAGCCGUAGAGGCAGGCAAGCGCUUGAACCCGGUCAAGGUAGUGGCACAAGUUCUGAUGUACCCCUUUUUCAUCGGAAGCAUUCCCACACACUCGGAGAUAAAGCUUGCCAACUCCUACUUCUACGACAAGGCCACAUGUAUACUCGCGUGGAAAUUAUUACUACCAGAGAGUGAAUUCAAUCUUGACCACCCAGCCGCUAACCCACUUGUCCCAGGGAGGGGACCUGCAUUGAAACGGAUGCCCCCAACAUUGACAAUUGUGGCAGAGCAUGACUGGAUGAGGGAUAGGGCCAUUGCCUACUCAGAGGAGCUGAGGAAGGUAAAUGUUGAUGCGCCGGUGUUAGACUAUAAGGAUGCAGUGCAUGAAUUUGCAACUCUAGACAUGCUUCUUAAGACCCCACAGGCUCAAGCGUGUGCCGAAGAUAUCGCCAUAUGGGUUAAGAAGCACAUCUCUCUCCGAGGUCAUGAGUUUUCAUACUGAGUUAUGAAUUCGGGGACAGUCUUGUAAUUCCCUGUGCCUGAUGGGUCUAACAUUAAAAAGGCCUGUUUUGCCCUUUAUCUGUAGAGAAAACAGAGGUAUAAUUUGGGCAUGAGAUGAUGGUCUCCUUACAAGACCGCCCUGAGUUUUGAUCACACUAUGCUGCACAACCCAUGGGACUCUUUGUAUGCGGAGAUGUCUGUCCGUUGACAAUGAUGAUUCGGGUGUAAGAAAGUACUUUCCCGAUCGAUUGCAGAAUUCGAAGAUAAACCCUGUUGUAGGUGCUCCCCCGACUAAUUCUCUUCAUUCCAUUUGUUAUUGAAUUUGUACAAUCCUUCGUGAAUAUAUAUAUAUAUAUAUAUUAAUGAGAUAUUACCCAAAAUAGGACUAAAAGAGUUAAAAAAUUCCAAAAUAGGACUACCAUGUUUUUAUUCCCAAAAUAGGACUAAUUACUGUCAUGUUUUGGCAAUACCAGACUUCAAACAUGGUAGUAUUUUCCAAACUUGGCAGUAAUUACUCCUAUUUUGGGAAUAAAAACAUGACAGUCCUAUUUUGGAAUUUCCAAACUUUUUUAGUCCUAUUUCGGGAACUUUCCCUAUAUUAAUUUGUACUCCUUUUCCGUCUCUCUGAAUAUAAUUGUAUUUGUUUUUUUGCAUGCACAUUCUUAAAAUCCCUUUGUGCCAUAGUUGUUAGAUUAUUUCGUGCACGCUUUGCUCUGAGAUCGUGACUCCCUCUGAUUUGGGGUUUAGUUGCUUGCACUCUUGACCUAUUGAAAUUUAGAGGGGGUUGUUGAAUUGUUGUUGUUAGAACAAGUUUUGGUUUUCCAUAGUUCCAAAAUGGUUUGGAGUUUGGAUAGUUUUGUCUUGUUGACUGCCCGUCAUUGUAGAUUUUGUAGACGGUGUAAACUACAACAAUAUUUUUAUGUACGCACGUAUUUUAAAAUUUGUGCAAUUUGUUAACUUUGUUUUUAUUGUACCACUUUGAACUUGUAAUGCAUUUAGCUGAAUCGGGG